This is a messenger RNA of Penicillium maclennaniae, 1695 nucleotides long. RefSeq names its product putative MFS sugar transporter. The record is from RefSeq and is a predicted model, not a curated record. Bases 1 to 1695 code for a protein of 564 amino acids. Gene Ontology annotation, biological process: transmembrane transport. The transcript is spliced from 2 exons. Gene Ontology annotation, molecular function: myo-inositol:proton symporter activity. Lineage: Eukaryota; Fungi; Ascomycota; Eurotiomycetes; Eurotiales; Aspergillaceae. Gene Ontology annotation, cellular component: membrane.
AUGGCCGAUGAAAAGGACUUCAAGGAUGUCGAGGCUCCCCAGAGCACCCAGCACAAGGAGGGUAUCGCGGAGGAGUUCGAUGAGGUUGCUGAUCAGAAGCUGUCCAACCGGACAGAGGCUGCUAUGGACGCAGAGAUUGCUGAGCUUGAAGAGCAACUGCCGUCGCUGAGGAAGCCUCGCACCGAGAUUGAAGUCGUGUUCACGAACCCCGCUUAUUUCACAUGGGUUCUGGUGGCUUUUGCCUCAAUGGGUGGUAUGCUCUCUGGUCUCGACCAGUCGCUGAUUUCCGGUGCCAACCUCUAUCUCCCCGAUGCUCUGCACCUCAACAGCGGACAGGCCAGUCUGGUGGAUUCUGGUAUGCCUCUUGGUGCCGUUGCUGGUGCUCUGAUACUUUCUCCGUCGAACGGGUAUCUCGGUCGUCGUAUGUCCAUCAUCGUUUCUUGUAUCCUGUACACCAUCGGUGCCGGCCUGGAGGCUGGUGCCAUCAACUUCGGUAUGAUCUUCGCUGGUCGUUUCAUUCUCGGUAUGGGUGUCGGUCUGGAGGGUGGUACCGUACCUGUCUACGUCGCCGAGUGUGGUAAGUUCUUCCUUGCUAUGGCAUACGAUCAAUCAUCAAACAUCAAUCUAACACCCAAUCCCAGUUCCCGCAAACUUCGCGGUAACCUCGUCUCACUUUAUCAAUUGAACAUCGCUCUCGGUGAAGUUCUCGGCUACGCUGUCGCGGCCAUCUUCCUCGACGUUGCAGGAAACUGGCGCUACAUCCUGGGCUCAUCCCUCGUCUUCUCCACCAUUCUCCUCGGCAGAGAAGUUGCCGCCUACUCCGUCUGGAAGAAGAUCCGCGGCUUCAACGACUUUGAAUCCAAGGAUGAAUUCCUCGGCAUGCGCCAGGCCGUCACCGCCGAAAGGGAAGAGCAAGCUCUCACCAAGAAGUACGCCUGGAUGGACUUCUUCACCGUGCCCCGCGCCCGCCGCGCCAUCGUCUAUGCAAACAUCAUGAUCUUCCUCGGUCAGUUCACCGGUGUCAACGCUAUCAUGUACUACAUGUCCACUCUCAUGGGCGCCAUCGGCUUCGACCAGCGCACUUCCGUCUUCAUGUCCCUUGUUGGCGGUGGCUCUCUUCUCCUCGGCUGUAUCCCCGCCGUCCUGUACAUGGAGCGGUUCGGUCGCCGAUACUGGGCUAACACUAUGCUUCCUGGUUUCUUCAUUGGCCUCGUGCUCGUCGGCGCGGGUUACACCAUCGAUUACACCAAGUAUCCCGCCGCCGCCGAAGGCCUCUACCUCACCGGUAUCAUCAUGUACAUGGGCUUCUUCGGCUCCUACGCUUGCUUGACCUGGGUCAUUCCCUCCGAAGUUUUCCCUACCUAUCUUCGUCACUACGGAAUGACUACAGCCGACGCAAACCUGUUCCUGUGCUCCUUCAUCGUGACCUAUAACUUCACUCGCAUGAGGGAUACCAUGACGAGCACCGGACUGACGCUCGGUUUCUACGGUGGUAUUGCCGUGUUGGGAUGGUUCUACCAGAUCAUCUUCAUGCCCGAGACUAAGAAUAUGUCUCUGGAGGAGAUUGACGAGCUGUUCGCGCAGCCGACUUCUGUCAUUGUGAAGAAGAACAUGAAGCAGACUGCCGAGGUGAUUCGUGAUCUGUCGCACUUCCGUUUCAAGAAGGUGUUUUCGCCCGAGCCUUAUACUCGUUAA